Messenger RNA from Cordyceps militaris CM01, 1194 nucleotides. Its product is annotated as CLN3 protein. Gene Ontology annotation, biological process: regulation of intracellular pH. Gene Ontology annotation, cellular component: membrane; vacuole. The transcript has 3 exons. Bases 1 to 1194 code for a protein of 397 amino acids. Lineage: Eukaryota; Fungi; Ascomycota; Sordariomycetes; Hypocreales; Cordycipitaceae. The record is from RefSeq and is a predicted model, not a curated record.
AUGGUCCCGCAGAGCCAUGAACGGCAGCAGGCCUUCAAGGCCCUGCGCAGCCAGAGCAUCAAAAUCAUCACCGGCUACACCAUCCUCGGCUUCUGCAACGUCGUCCUCGCCAACAUCAUCUUCUCCGCCAGCUACCUGCUGAUCCCAUACACGCGGCCCGUCGUCAUCCUCAUCCAGCUUGUCCCCGCGCUCGCCACGAAGCUCCUCGCGCCGCACCUCCUCGCCGCACUGCCGUGGACGCUGCGGCCCUUUCUCGUCGCCGGCUGCUGGUCGCUCGCCGUCGGCGUCACGGCCGUGACGCCGGCCAACGUGCCGGCCGUGUGGCGCGUGCUCAUCACCAUGCUCGCUGCCGCCACCGCCGCCGCCACCGAGGUGUCCGGCGCCGCCGCCGUGCUCUGCGCCGUCGCGCCGCGCGUCAUGACCGUCGGCGCCCGCGUCGUGCUCCGCGCCGCCGUCGGCUACGCCCACUACCUGAUUGCCGCCGGCCUCGUCGCCGGCUCCAUGAUUCUCCGCCGCCCGCCCGUCUUCACCGCCACCACCGUCGACUGCGUCAAGUUUGACGCCCGCGCCAACGAGGACGGCGCCGGCUUUGUCGUCCACGAGCCGCCCCCGAGCGAGCCCGCCACCUGGACCGCCCGCGUCGAGCACAACCUGCGCCUGCUCGACCCGCUCGCCAAGCCCUACAUCCGCUCCCUCUGCUUCGCCUUUACCCUGCAGGCCCUCGUCGCGCCGGGCAUCGCCCGCGCCUACGGCCGGUCCGACGUCUUUGGCAGCUUCGAGACCUUUUAUGCCGUAUUCAACCUCGCCUUCCAGGCGGGUAACCUCGUGUCGCGCUCCACCAUCCUGCUGAUCCGCUUCCGCCACCUCUCUCGUCUCACAUCUCUUCUGGCCGUGCUGGCCGCCGUGGUGCUGGUCAACGGCGUCGCCACACUCGUCUCCUCGCCCUACAUCGUGCUACCUGCGCUCUUCGUCACCGGUCUCCUCGGUGGCGCCAUCUACGCCAACGUGUAUGCCUCCGCCCUCGAGCAAAUGGCGACGGACAACCCUGCUGAUGCUGAAUUCGGCCUUGGCGUCAUUGGUGCUGGCGAGACGGCUGGUACGCUCUGCGGCUCGCUGCUCGCUGCCCUGGCCGAGCAGAGCCUGUGCAGCGUAGAUGCAGGAACCGGCACGCGGUGGUGCUACUCCAGAGCGUGA